CUCGCACAAAAACUGAAAAAGCCGCGCGGGAUCUGGCUCCAUUACUCAGCUGGGACGUGCAGCGAUAUUGCAAAAACUUGUUACGCAUAAGUGGACAGCGUAGCCGCAGCGAUAGUCCGCCAGCGCGGCUGCAGCACCCAGCAGGUGGCGCCGCAGGAAGCUGCUCUGUAGAACGCGGCGUCGCGCGUCGGCGGCCAUUUACGAGUCGGAACGCUCUGCGCGCCCUGCGUGGUACCGCAGCAAACGCUGGGCGACGCUCGCGUGCGGUGUCGCAAAGAAAGCGCGGCGCCGUUCAAAACAAGGCGGCGUGAUGGAAGCCCUCAAAACCUGCGAACCCUGCGCGCGCAAAGACCACAAGACCUCGAAGACCUCGAAAAAGAACUGCGGCGCGAACUGCCUCUGCGUCUACGGCCUGGGCGAGCAGAUCCGGAACGCGGCGAACCCCGUCUGGGGCGAGGCCAAGGGCCUGCUCGCGGUGCUGGGGGAUAAUCCGAACGACAACGUCCGCGGGGACGUGCCGGCGGGGCUGCGCAACCUCGGCGCGACGUGCUACCUCGGGUCGCUCGUCCAGGUGCUCUACCACAACGCGGCGUUCCGCGACGCGUUGUAUAGGACGCCGACAGCACAAAGAAGCGACGCCGAGGAGACCGUCGUGAGCGCGCUGCAGAAGAUCUUCGCGGACCUCGAGGUCGGCGAGCGCUCGUCGUGCGACGUGAACGUCCUCACCGAUCUGCUGGGCCUCGAGGUGUCGGUGCAGCAGGACCCGCAGGAGUUCGGCAAGCUCUUCAUGGCCAAGGUCGAGGAGUGCGUCGGCGACGACACCUUCGUGGCCGACGUCUUCCGCGGCCAGCAGACGUACGAGACGACGUGCUCGGAGUGCCACAACGUCACGGAGCGCGCGGCGGACUUCGACGAGCUCGAGGUGGCGCUGCGGGGCCAGAGCUCCGUCGGCGACUGCGUGCGGUGCCGCUCGGCGCAUAAAUCAAACGUCCUCCGCGCCAUCGACGCGACGUCGUGGGCAUCCGACGCACUGGUUGAUUCGCGCACAGGUGCCACUUCAACCCCGAGUCGCUCGAGGGCGACAACCAGUACCACUGCGAGCGAUGCGGCAAAAAGGUCGACGCCGAGCGGCGAUUGAAAAUCGUCAAGGCGCCCCCGGUGCUCCAGGUUCAAUUAUUACGCUACGUCUACGACCGCGUCACCUGGGAGAAGAAGAAGCUCCGCGACGCCAUCGAGACGACGGCGUCCAUAAAAAUCGACGAGAACGGCGCGAGCGUGGACUACGACCUCUGCGCACUCGUGCUCCAUAGGGGAGAGUCGGCCCACGGUGCCGACUCAGCGUGAAAAAUGAACUUGAACCUGACGCGCCUCGCGAGUGAACGGAGACGGUUUCGCGACGGCGUCCGUGCCACACAGGCGGCCACUACGUCGCGCGCUGCAAGGACUGGCGGACGAGCAAGUGGCACCAGUUCGACGACGACAGCGUCACGGCGUUCUCCGCGCCCGACGAGUUCCUGGGCGACAAGAAGAAGAAGCCGCCGAGGUCGAGCGAGUCCUACAUGCUCGCCUACGUGCGGCGGCGGUGGUUCGAGGCGCGCCAAGGUUUGAAUACGCAGCCCCCGCCGAAGAAGCGGCGCGGCGCCCGGCAGCCGGCGCGGCAGCCUGCUGCUCAACCCGCGGCGCCGCCCGAAAGUGCCAAGAACCACGUCGAGAACCUCGACGCGGAGCACGCCGCGUCGAAGGCCGACUGGACCGAGGGCAAGGAGGGGCUCGAGGCGAGCGUGCGGCGGCGGCGGGAGGCGUACGAGCGGCUCUUCGGCGGUUCAAAUGCGGCGACGCCGGCGCGCACGUCGAGCGACGGCGUCGUGCCCGAGUUCGCGGGCGAUAUUGCGUUAUUGGAGACGGACGCGCUCGAGGCGUGGGUCGCGGGCGUCAAGCCCAAGGGCGCGGCCAAGGCCGGCGCGGCGGACGCGGACGGUGUCGUGAACAUGGCCGAGGACUCGGACGACGACGCCACGGCGGUCGUGAACGGGGGCGGCGUCGUCUGGGCGGACCCCGAUGCCGGCGAGAUGCCGGCGGAGACCGGCGCGCUGCCGUGGGUGAAACGCUUGGUAAGAGCGCCGCGGCUCUGCGAGCACAAUUGUUUGAGACCGGCGGAGCUCCACCAUUUCAAAGUACUGCGGCAGGACGUCUACGACGCCGUCGUCGCGGACCUCUUCGGCGACGAGCCGCCGAGCAUCGACACGCCGCUCAACGCGCACAACGGCUUCUGUAGGCAGUGCGCGGCGGCGGACGCCGGCGAGCGCGCGAACGCGACGGCGGAAUACGACCGGCGCCGCGCGCUCCUCGCGAGGCUCCAGGCGUCGGCGGCGUCCGUUUCCCCAAAUGGGACACGCGUCGUCGCGAAGCAGUUCCUCGCGGAGCUCAAGAAGAUGGACGUGCCGACGACGUCACAUGGCGUGCUGAGCGGCUCGGACGUCGACUGCAACGCAAAAAUUAAAUGUCCGCACGGCCUGCUCAAGCCGCGGUGCAACCCGAAGCCGCUCCGCGUCGACGAGGAAUUAUGGCGCGAGGUCCAGGCGCGCUUCCCCCGGUCGACGCAGCUCGUCUGGGACGCGCCCGCCUGCGUCGACUGCGCGGGCACGCAGGAGCAGCGCAAGGAGCAGCGGCAGCUGCGCGACGGCGAGCUCGACGCGUGCCCGGCGCUCGGCGCGCUGCUCGAGCGGGCCGCGCCGGCGCCGAAGCGGCGCGGCUCGUCGACGCGGAACCAGCCCGCGCCGCCGUCGGUCGACGACGCGGCGGCGGCGUUCGGCGUCCUCGCGCCCGCGGCGCCGGCCGACGCCGCGCGGCCGCGGACGGCGCGGGCCUGGAUCGCCGCCGCGGACGCUGAGGCUGAUAUGCCGGCCUUCCGGCUCGUGCCGCGGUUCUGGCUCGCGCGGUGGCGCGCCUACCACCGGCUGCACGGCCCGCGGCCCGGCGCGUUCGGCGACGCGGCGGCGCAGCUCGUCUGGGCGCCGCUCUGGCUCGACCGCCUGCUGCGCCUGGCCGGCCCCGGCGCGCCGGACGCGACGCGGCGCCGCGGCGACGACGCCGCCGCCGUCGCGGAGGCGAUCGAGGCCGCGCGGGAGGUUGACACCGUCGUCUACGACUGCGUGCGCGGGAAUCCCGACGAGUCUGCGGCGACCUCGGCGCUCGACGCCUUCGACGAAGCCCACCGCGGCCGCGACGCGUCCUACGAGGCCGUCUCCGAGGACGAGUACGCCGGCCUCUGCGCGCACUACGACGACGCGACGCCCGGCGGCGCCCUGCGCGUCUACGCGGACCCCGACGGCUGGCGCGUGGCGGACCGGGUCUGCGACGAUGGCGCGCGGCAAGCCGUGGAACGGCACUGCGCGGCGCGCGACGAGUACGACGAGGCGCCGAUCCGCGUCUGCAAGCUCGGCGCGUCGGACUCGCCGCCGGCCGCGGACGUGCUCGACGACGCCUUCGAUGAUGAUAUAGCGGUCGCGGUCGAGCGCGGCGAUUCGAGGAGGCGGUCGCGGCGGUCGAGCCGCGCGCCGGCGGCGCGGACCUUCGAGACCGUCCGGCUCGGAAGUGAGGACCGCGUCGGUUUGUUGCUGCUCAAGCUCUGCGAGGCUUUCCCCGAGAUGAUGGACGGCGGCAAAAAGUGCUUUCCUGCGUCCUUUUUUACGCCGUCGCCGCGACCGCUGCGUAACCCUUGACAUCAACGCAGGCGGAAGAACGCGGCGGCGAAAGCCAUAAUACUGCUGGCGCGCGGCGGCGGCGAGCUCGACGCGGCGUUAACAUUACGACAGUCGGGCGUGCGCGCGCGCGACGCGCUCUACGCGCGUAUUGUGGAUGUCGCCGACGAGGUCCCCGGCGCGGCGACGCUCGACGAGCUCGUGUUCUACGCCGCGGACGCCAAGGCGCCGCCCCACGCGGGCAAGCGCGGCAAGGCGGAGCGCGAGGCCGAGACGGGCUUUGCGGGGACGCUGCUCGGUGGCGGCGCGCCGGCGCCGUCGCGCGAGGAGGAGGAAAGUUCGCAGGAGGUUUGAAUACUAACAUGAA
Pelagomonas calceolata is the source of this 4068-nucleotide messenger RNA. The record is from the annotation of a GenBank genome assembly. Lineage: Eukaryota; Pelagophyceae; Pelagomonadales; Pelagomonadaceae.